GACUCAGUCGCGGUGAUACGGGCGUGGAGCGCGGUGGUGUAUUGUUGCUUCUCGUACUCCUUGUCAGUUAACUUCAGUUGUGCGCUACGAUUGAAUUCUUGUGCGGUGGCUGCACGACGUAUGUUGUCAAUAACCUCUGUGUUUGAUGUAGAAAUUCUUUUAGCACUAUGAUAGUAUGUUGGAAUAUAUAACUGAUUCUUUGAGGAUGGAAGUAUAAACCAUAACUGGAGAGGAACCGUGGACAGUGUGAUGAGGGCACUGCUGUAGGAAAGCGUAGUGUUACUUCAGUGUGUUGUCGCCUCCUUUGUCACUCAAGUUGUAACUUGUAUCGAUGGACCUGUGAGCAUGAAGGCAGUGCGCGGCGUGCAGUGAGUGUAUCCCAGGCCUUGGCACCAUAGCAUGUCCUCCAGUGAGUGUAGCUAAAUACACCCACAUGGAAGGACCGGAAGACAUCUCCAAGGAACCUCCUUGCUGUGAGGAGGAGGUGGAAACCCACCCCGAGCCCACUUCUUUACAGGAGCUGCGGAGCAUCCGUGGGUAUCGCCGCAGAAUGCCAGAGUCCAUGCGGGAGGUGCCCGGUGACGGCCUAUCCCGUCUGGCACGGAUAGGAAAUGGUCUUCGCCGUCGGCUUUCUGGAUCUACUCGUGAUGUCUUCGUAGCAACUCCUGAGGGAGUGUGCGAACCUCGCACCAGCGGCAAUGGGCUUCGACGCCAUCUGUCAGCCUCCAUGAAGGACCUGUUGCUGUCCAGCAUGGCGGUACGCGGUGACGGGCACGAGAGCGAGGGGCUGGGCAGACGACUGUCCCGCCGCCUCUCCUUGCUUGCUGGCAGCGUCGCCAUCAGAGCUGACCACUCCAGGGGCUCCCUAAGGGCUCGCUUCCCCAAUCUUCGACGCACCCGGACGUUUACCGUCACUGUUAUUCUACCAGACUCUUCCGUGAUAUCAGUGGUUGGUGAUGGGACACACACGGUGGGCCAGGCGCUGCGAACCACGGCCCAGGAACACUGCAUGACCACUUUCUCUCUGGCGCUGGCUGACUCCCACGCUGAAGUCGACCUUGAAGCUCCGGCGCACCUGCUGGACGGGGACAUCAUCCUCCUUCAGGACGCCUCGGACUCCCCCGAUCUGAGUAACGAGUCUGAUGCACGUCUGCGGGUGGCCAACGUUCUCGCAGCUUCGGAGAGAACGCUGGGGCGGCGGCUGAGGUGUGUGGAUGAAGUGUACGGCCAGCACCUGCGUCGGCUGUCCUCCGUCAGUCAUUAUGAACACCAGCUCCUGUUCGACAGCGUGCAGCCCAUCAUCGCCCUCUCUGACCAGCUGGUGGAGUCGCUGGAUGCCGCUGUCGCUUCGUGGGAUGCAGAGAACACAUGUCUUAGUUCUUUGUUCGAGGAAGAGGUGUGGGAGCGCUACGAGGAGUAUCUGGAUCUGUACGAGGAAGCCGUCAAGGUGCUGAGGGAGAAGGAGGCUGGCGAUGAGGAGUUCGUGGCGCUGUGUCGACUGCGGCGGGGGGCGGCCAGGCACUCCCUCGUUCAUCUGCUACAUUUACCGGUGGAGCGGCUGUCGGAGUACGAGCAGUACUUCGCCUCGCUGCUCGUCGACACCCACCCUGACCACCCUGACCGCCAGCACCUCGCCACCCACCAUGAUAGACUCACCCAGCUGGUGAGGCGAGGAGAGGAGGAAGAAAGUGAGGUAGAGAGAAUACAGGAGCUUUUCCCUCAUGACGACCUGCGCCUCCACGAGCGAGACCCAAUCACCCAGAAGAUGAAAGGGCUCAUGAGGAAGAGAUCUACCACGGCAGCGCGUUUGCAGCGGGCCUUCAGUGCUAAAGGUUUGCGGGGCCCCAACGCAGAAAACCAGCACAAUAACAACAAAGAUGCCGCCAACAACAACAACAGCAACAAUGGGAGUCCUGGCGGAGGGUUGCCCCCUAACAGAACGCGGGAGGGGCGCCCCAAGAGACAGUUCAUCAUGGAGACGCCGGCCACCUUCACCACGGGCGUGCAGUCCCAGGAGAGACACCUGUUCCUCUUCAGCGACCUUCUGCUGGUGGCCAAGGCGAGAAGUGGAGGCAACUUCAAGCUAAAGGAGAAAGUGCGGGUGUCAGAGAUGUGGCUGUCCUCGUGUCUCGACGACGUGGCGGAGGUGCCCAAGAGUCAGGAGAGCAGCUUCGUCAUGGGCUGGCCCACCACCAACGUCAUCGCCUCCUUUAGCUGCGUGGCAACUAAAGACUUGUGGUAUAACAAGUUGUGCCAGGUGAUAACUGAAGAGCGAGACAAGGAGCCUCCCUCCACCACCAUUCAAGUCACUUACUACGACCCCAUCAACAGCAUCGAUUUUAGCAAGACCGUAAGCAUCAGCUCCACCACGACGGCGCAGGAAUGUGUCUCUCUCACCCUCGAUCACCUGGAGAUGGGUGGCGCCGACUCAUCACAGUUCCAGCUUUGGGUCAAGACUGGAAUGGAUGACUCACCUUACCCUCUUAUUGGCCAUGAGUUUCCUUACGCCAUCAAGAUGAACUGCGUGCGAGACUUGCUGCAGGAUUGUGACGCGGAGCAGUGCAACAACCUGUACAACGCUGAGCUGGUCACGCGAUGUCAGUUUAUCUUGCGUCAAGCACGGAAGCUCUCCUUUGGGUCUCCCGAGGGCAUGAAGAAGGUGUCCAAGAAGGCACGUAAGUCGCCUAUCAGGAUCCACCGGGUAUUCAAGAGAGCCAACAGCAAGGGUGAAUCUCUAGAUGGCAGCGUCAACUCCUGUGCGGGGGCUUUGUACGGCCAGUCCCUGGUGAAGCUGGUCGAGGCUGACAACAUGCUGCCCAAACCUGUCAUGGACAUGCUGUCUCAACUAUUUUUGAAGGGCCCCUUCACUGUUGGGAUCUUUCGCAAGUCUGCCAACGCUCGACUGGUGCGAGAGCUGAGGGAAAAACUGGAUUCAGCAGAUGCAGACAGUAAUCUUGACUUGGAAAGCAUUCACAUCACAGCUGUUGCAGCACUCCUCAAAGACUUCCUGCGCUCCAUGCCUGAUUGCUUGCUGGUUGCUGACCUGUAUGAGGAGUGGCUCGAGUUAUCUCUUAUCAGUGGAUUGAGAGAACGCAUAUCACGCACAUUGUUGCUGUGUUCUCGCCUUCCACGUGCUCACCUCCUUCUCCUCCAGCAUUUCCUGUGUGUGCUGCAUCACAUCACACGACGAGCUUCUGAAAACAUGAUGUCUGCCUCCAACCUGGCAGUUUGUGUUGGACCAUCCAUCUUGUGGCCUUCAUCUCCAGUUCUUGCUCUCAGUCCAGAGGCCUCCAAACAAGUGCCAGCUGUUGUGGAGUUUCUCAUUGAGCGAUGUGGAGAUAUAUUUGGUGAAGAUGUCCUACAUCUCCUAGGUGAGCCUCCAGAGAGAGACCCCAUGAGGCAGGACAGUGGUGCAGAGGAGUCUGAUAGUCUCCAUAGUCUUCACAGUGGCCACAGCCUGCACAGCUCAGGAGGCAUGAGAAGAGAUGACAGCAGCAUCGACUCACUGGAGCGUGAGCUCCUCCAGGAAGGUGAACUCUCUCCUCUGCCACGGAAAGACAAAAUGUCUCUAACUAAUCUGAGCCGUGACUCAGGACUGACCAUGAGUGACUCACAACUGUAUACUCCCGAUGAAGAAGAGAGUGAAUCUACCAGCUCUGGACAUUCUGGCGCUGAUAAAAGUGUCAGUAACUACAGUAGUGGUGGCCACUCUGAACGGUCUGGCGAGCGAUUCCAGCACUACACAGCCCCUAACAACCCUAAUGCAAUAUAUGCUUCUGUAUAUCGCAGACCGGACAAGGUACCAGUUGGAUAUGAUGAUCCAGAAAAUUAUUAUGCUGCCCCAAGUAGGGAACAUGCUCGGAUACAGAUCACAUACUCUACCCCAGGUUAUGUCCACGGUGGCUCAGGACAGGGGAAGGAAUACACCAGAGUGUACCAGAGCCGGCAGGACUGCAUGAGUGAUGUGUAUAGGAAAGGACAAGAAGAAGACUCCAUAUACAGUGUUCCUCCAACAGGCUCUGGCACCAUGGUUAACCCCCCACCUUUUGUUGUCAAUUCCAACUUCCAGCGCCACGACUGGAUGCGCCGACGAUCAAAUCUACGUAAGGUGUCUCGAUCAAGUAGUGGAGAUGGGAGUUUGGUCAGAUCAAAUUCUGAGGAGUCUCUUCUAAACAAAUAUAAUGGACUAGAAUAUGGUAUAUCUUUAGGGCCCAGUGGUGUGGGCAACAAGCGGCCUGCACAGCACGGGAAGGGCCGUGCUCCACCACCACCUCCCGAUGAAGACGAAGGUAUGGUUGGAGGUCGGGAGUCACCCAUUCGUAGAUCUAAAUCUGCUCACUACUUAACAGAACCUGCUCGUGAGGAACGAAUGGGACGGUCCCCAGACAACACCCCGGCUGUGUCCCGAUCCUCCUCCCAUGAUGCUGUGUCCUGGCACCGCUCCAGGUCCACUCCCCAAAUACAUGAUGAAGCUGACCGAUCCUACGAUUCUUCCACUUUGAGUGAUGACGAUUCAACACCACAUGUCUCAAGAUCAAAUUCAAGAGGAAAAGAGUAUGGUGGUGGUGGUCUCAAUACUUGGGAAGCUAUUUAUGGCAAUGAACAUGCACCAUCUGACUCUGGUGAAUCUCAUAAUUCUCGUAAUUCUUCCUUCAAGAGUGAGAGGACAGGAAGUAUGUGUACAGUGGUAUCUGCUGGCAGCACCUCCACUCUUGCCUCCAAUCCACCCUCAUAUGAAGAAGCACUAACACGACGUUCUCUCAUGUAUCGUGGAGGACAGCAGCAAGGACCUGUGCAGGGAUCUCCUUCAGGGAGAGACGGCCACUUCAAUGAAUAUGCCAUACGUGAGGAAAAGAUGAAGUCAGCAAGAGCCAAGCAACUGUAUGAAGAGUCUUUGAGAAUCUACCAAGAGGAAAACACAUACCCAAGUGAUUUAGUACGUGCCUCCCCAGCUCAAGCAGAAGACAGUGAUGAGUAUGAGCGACCGCCACCAUUGCCACCCAAGUCAGAGCCCCCACCACUUCCUCCCAAGCAGCGAAGUAACCGUAGAGUAAGUGAUGGCCUGGGACGCCUCAAGCACCUGCCUCCUGUCCAUGUUGAGACUCAGGCUCGCAAGUCGCGGUCAGUUUCUUCCUUACCCACGUCUUAUGGAUGUGACCCACCGUACCACAAAACCAUCAUUUACACAGAUGACAGUCCACCUUCCCUCCCUCCCAAAGAACGGACAGUGAUUGAAAUUGAGUCUGCUUACUCACAAAUACCAGAAUCACGGGUAAGACAGACGACCAGCCGAGCAAUCUCACCUCCCAGAGUAGAGAAGAAGAGCAUUGAGACGCAAACAGAUGAUUAUGACUUGGAGGAUGAAGUGAGAGAUGAAGGUAUUCAGACAUCAGGCUCCUGGGCGCAGGAUUCACACGUGACCUCUGUGUCUGUCCCAGACACCAAUGCACACAAUGAGAAACGUCGUGGGAGAGCAAGACGACGGGACUCUUCAGCAUCUCACCGCAGCAAGAGUGUACCCUCCCGUGACUCUUGUCCUGUGCAGCACCCAGACUCUGAUGGUGGUGAGGAGGAAGACUGGGACUACCACACCACUCCCUCUCUACAAGACUUCUCAGGCCAUGCUGCACUCCGGGACUUGCGUCAGUUAGACCCAGACAUAAGGCAAGAAAUUAGUUGGUCAGUAUCACAGUUGAGAGCAAUAUUUGGAGAAACCUUGAAGGGUGCUAAGGUUCAUCCUCCUCCCUAUCGACCACCACCCUCCGCCCACCGUGCCCCAAUUACCUCUUAUCACCUUGGGGCAGGAGACUCCUUUACCUCAAGAAAGUCACGUCCACACUCUAACUACGGCGAAGAGUCUUACGUCUAGCAAAGAGUGCCCUCGGUCUCACCUCUGCCCACCGCGCUUGUUCACUCAGCGGCUGCACUACCUGCCUUCAUUGCCGCCACUAACACAGCAGACUCUCUGUUAGAUUAUUCUUCUAACGUACUAAAUGCUCAAGACGAUAAGCUUUUGUAUGUAUCUGUAUCAUAAUUUGUAUAUUUUGUACAGAGUUAUCCUCUAAGUCAUUAGAAUAAGGCCUUAUAUGAUUGUCAUAUUGGAGAAAUUGAGUAAGAAAUGGAGUCUGACUACUGACAGAUUUGCCACCUCUGCCUCUCUUUCUCCAGCCCACGUCACCAAACCUUAUUGUAAAAUAUUAUUACUAACUAUACCAUAAUUGUUUAUAUGUUGUUAAUAAAAUUGGAGAUAUAUGUGAA
This is a messenger RNA of Portunus trituberculatus (swimming crab), 6258 nucleotides long. RefSeq lists its product as uncharacterized. The transcript is spliced from 14 exons. Gene Ontology annotation, molecular function: guanyl-nucleotide exchange factor activity; GTPase activator activity. NCBI's taxonomy places the organism in Eukaryota, Metazoa, Arthropoda, Malacostraca, Decapoda, Portunidae. Gene Ontology annotation, biological process: signal transduction; regulation of Rho protein signal transduction. The coding region runs from base 434 to 5869 and encodes 1811 amino acids. The record is from RefSeq and is a predicted model, not a curated record.